CGAGGCUUCGGAGCUCGGCAGUUGUCAGUCGGUAAGCAGUAGGUACCGCAAAAGUUUAUGCGUGCUUGUUGUGAAUGAUCGCGUGCGAUUCCACGUCCGUUUGCACGUUCCUUCUUCGUUUUCGUUGGCUGAGAGACUCGCGAUGAGCAUGUCAGAGAUCGACGUCGUGUCGCCCGCGUGAACGGUAAACAAUUACGCGGGUGAGUGUGUUGUGUUCCGAGGGAGUGUCGUUAACCUCGCCGAGAGCUCGGAGAGUCGAGAUUCCCUCGCUGGAAAUCGCGCGCAGAUCCCCGACGGAGCUGUCAGUAUCGCGAACUUGGGUGCACGUCAGUCGCUCGAUCAGAAUGUCGGCGUCGGUCGCGUCGUUCCCGGCGUCGCGACAGUGAGAACAACACGUCCGCGGCAGUGAACCGAGUGUCGUCGGGGAAACAGCUCCAGGGUGAGCCGUGUUCGCGUCAAGAGAUUUAGAGACCACCGAGGAAAAUGGCGGACCUCGAGGCGGUGCUGGCCGACGUCAGCUACUUGAUGGCCAUGGAGAAGAGCAAAAGUACACCGGCCGCCCGUGCAAGCAAGAAGAUCAUCUUGCCCGAUCCCAGUGUGAGAAGCGUAAUGCACAAAUAUCUGGAAAAGAAGAAGGAAGUUAACUUCGAUAAAAUAUUCAAUCAAAUGUUUGGUUACCUCUUAUUCAAAGACUACUGCGAGAAUGUGGCGGAGGAGCCGAUUCCGCAACUUAGGUUUUACGAAGAGAUCAAGGCGUACGAGAAGCUGGAGUGCCCGGAAGAGAGGAGAAAACUUGCCAAAGAGAUCUACGACAAUUUCGUCAUGAAGGAGCUGCUGGCACACUCCCAUGAAUACUCCUCGGAAGCCGUGUCCCACGUUCAUAAGUACCUUAUGAAAAACGAGGUCCCUGUUAAUUUAUUCGAGCCGUAUAUCGAAGAGAUUUUUAAUCACUUAAGGGGGGAGCCGUUCAAGAAGUUUCUAGAAAGCGAGAAGUACACUCGUUUUUGUCAGUGGAAGAACUUAGAGUUGAACAUGCAGUUGACAAUGAACGACUUCAGUGUCCAUCGAAUAAUAGGAAGAGGCGGUUUCGGAGAAGUUUACGGGUGUCGAAAGGCAGACACAGGAAAAAUGUACGCAAUGAAGUGCCUUGACAAGAAGCGAAUAAAAAUGAAACAAGGCGAAACUUUAGCGCUCAACGAGAGGAUAAUGCUUUCGGCAGUCAGUACCGGUGUGGAUUGUCCAUUCAUAGUGUGCAUGACAUACGCCUUCCAAACACCAGACAAGCUCUGUUUCAUUCUUGAUUUGAUGAACGGGGGCGACCUUCAUUACCACCUUAGCCAGCACGGAGUGUUCAACGAGCGGGAGAUGAAAUUCUACGCAGCGGAAGUAAUACUCGGAUUAGAACAUAUGCACCGUAGGUACAUCGUCUAUCGGGACCUGAAGCCGGCGAAUAUCCUCCUGGAUGAGCACGGCCACGUAAGAAUAUCGGAUUUGGGGUUGGCUUGCGAUUUCUCCAAGAAGAAACCUCACGCGAGCGUAGGAACACACGGAUAUAUGGCGCCGGAAGUGCUCUCGAAGGGAGUAACUUACGACUCCAGUGCCGAUUGGUUUUCGUUUGGCUGUAUGUUGCAUAAAUUAUUGAAGGGACACAGUCCAUUCAGGCAACAUAAAACUAAAGAUAAACACGAAAUAGAUCACAUGACACUAACUAAGAACGUUGAGCUGCCGGAAACAUUUUCGAAAGACCUGCGUUCGUUGCUAGAAGGUCUGCUGCAACGAGACAUCAACAACAGACUCGGCUGCCAAGGCGGAGGUGCGGACGAGUUAAAAGAGCAUCAGUUUUUCAAUGGUAUCGAUUGGCAACAAGUUUAUCUCCAGAAAUACACACCGCCACUUAUACCACCACGUGGCGAGGUGAACGCCGCAGACGCCUUUGAUAUCGGCUCCUUUGAUGAGGAGGAUACUAAAGGUAUCAAACUGACAGACACGGAUCAAGAGCUGUACAAAAAUUUCCCUUUAACCAUCUCAGAGAGAUGGCAGGCUGAGGUAGCCGAGACUGUGUUCGAGACAAUCAAUAACGAAGCAGACAAGUUGGAAAAUAAGAAGAAAGCUAAGCAGAAGCAGCGCUUCAAGGUAGAUGAAAAAGGAUCUGAUUGCAUUUUACACGGGUAUAUUAAAAAAUUAGGUGGUCCUUUCGCGAGUGCGUGGCAGACACGUUAUGCAAAACUUUAUCCUAAUAGAUUAGAAUUGCAUCCUGAAUCCACGACGAAACCUGAAUUGGUUUUGUUUGACCAGGUCGAGGAAAUUAGCGCAGAUCUCCAACACGUGAAAGGAGAACAGUGUAUUGUUGUUCGUAUGAGAGACGCGAAAAUAGUACUUACAAAUCCCGAUGAAAUCAGUCUAAAGGAAUGGGCAUUAUCAUUAAGAUCUGUACACAAAUGCUCGAUGGAGAUGCUGGGCAACAUGGCGAAAAAGGCCGGUAAAAUCUACGGGACUGAACGAGACGCAGUGAUUCCGGCAAUGCAACGCUCGACGAAUAGCAACUAGCCCAUUGCUAAAACCUGCACGCCGUCAUCAUGCUCCAGUCCCACUGCCCCCCAGCAACAGCAACUUUUUUUAUACUGAGAAUCAACGCAGAGAGACCUAGAAGAAUUUCCAACGAGUGAAUGACCGGGUAAUUGGGAGGCGAUUUUCCUUGCAACCGGCAACCCGGGAUCAGAAGUAUCUAAGUCUCGAAACAGCUCCAAAGAAAAAACUCCUUUUGAACGGCGGGUAGCGUCGCGCUGUAUAGAGACUCUAGGAAGUAGUGUCGUACGAAUCGUCACGUCAUUAUAUUUGUACGUUAGCUGUAUGUGCAAUGUGGCGUAGGAACUAGCGACUGAACAAUGCCCAUCGACACCCACGCGAACGCGCGCGCGCGCGCGCGCCAGCACGCGUGCACUCAUGCAAGAAUCCACACGAGAGACACACACACAUGCACGCACACACGUACACAUAUACACGUAAAGAACACGAAAAUGCAACCGGUAGUGUAUUAUUGUUAUAUCAAAUACGAAAUACGCCCUGAAUCCCGAUUAUACUUCUACACCGUUCUAUACCGCUCGUUUACUUAAUUUAUUUACUAAUGCAGGACGAUUUUAUAUUGUCAUUUCGUAAUCGGUAACACGCGCGCGAAUUCGUUUAUUUAUUGUGUUGAAGGAAACAAGAGACAAAAGAAAGAAGAACUCGGAACAGUUUGUACAUUAUCGGCAGCCAACCGAAGAUAGCUGUAAUACAAAAAACUGUGUACGCUCGAGUGGAUACAAACGAAGUUCGCUCCGGCAAUAAAAUUGUGCGACGAACGUAGAUCUCGUCUACAUUUCUUCAUUCUGCUCAGCCCCAUGUCCAAUGUAGGGAAGUAAGUAGCCUUUAAGUGGAUCGAGUAACUCCACAUGGAAUAGGAAAUGCCUUUGUCUUUACUUUCUUUUUUUUUCUUUUUUUUUUUUACCAAGUGCGACUGCAUUAUGGUCUAAUAUGUAAUCUUUAUAUAUUUGCAGCUAAAGGUAAUUAUGAUAAAAAG
This is a messenger RNA of Eufriesea mexicana, 3559 nucleotides long. It is a transcript of the gene Gprk1, whose product is annotated as G protein-coupled receptor kinase 1. The transcript has 15 exons. The record is from RefSeq and is a predicted model, not a curated record. Lineage: Eukaryota; Metazoa; Arthropoda; Insecta; Hymenoptera; Apidae. Bases 484 to 2547 code for a protein of 687 amino acids. Gene Ontology annotation, molecular function: G protein-coupled receptor binding; G protein-coupled receptor kinase activity; ATP binding. Gene Ontology annotation, biological process: regulation of signal transduction; G protein-coupled receptor signaling pathway; protein phosphorylation.